AUAUCAUGUAAAUACAGCAAAUAUUCUGCUGCUAUUUCGAUACAAACGUCACUUUACAGGAAUUUUAACUGUGACUACAGGACGUGUGUGCAGUCAUGUCCGGGGAGGAGGAGAGGAGCAGCUCUGCGUCCAGGAGCUUCGGACAGUGCACCUACACAGCUGAGGAGUACCAGGCCGUGCACAACGCUCUGCGACAGAAGCUGGGACCAGAGUACAUCAGUACCAGAGUGGCUGGUGGAGGACAAAGGGUGUGUUAUAUUGAAGGGCAUCGUGUCAUCAGUCUAGCCAAUGAGAUGUUUGGAUACAACGGCUGGUCUCAUUCUAUUUCCCAGCAGAACGUUGACUUUGUCGACCUCAUAAAUGGGAGGUUUUACGUCGGAGUCAGCGCGUUUGUCAAAGUGCAGCUGAAGGACGGUGCGUUUCACGAGGACGUCGGCUACGGAGUCAGCGAAGGACUGAAGUCUAAAGCUCUGUCGCUGGAAAAGGCGAGGAAGGAGGCUGUAACCGAUGGCAUGAAGAGAGCGCUGAAAUGUUUUGGUAAUGCUCUGGGAAACUGCAUCCUGAACAAAGAAUACCUCCUCGCCAUUAACAAAAUCCCCAAACAGCCUCCUCCUGCUCUGGACCCGGCCCAAACUAAGCGCUCUGAUGGCGAACCAUCAGUGGAGAAGGCCCGGUUCUCUAGUCUGGUCCGGGACGACAAUCUUGCAUCUGCUGCAGGUCCUGCAAGGAUACCGCUGGAGCCCCGGGUCAUCAACCAGAACCAUUCAGAGGUUCAUACUCCUGAUGCCGCUGGUCCGUCCCUCCACAGGAAGAGUGAAAACGGCAGCUCCAGGUCCGCUGUGGACUCGAUGGAUGCUUUUGGGUCUGAAGCGCACACGGACCCCAAACAGCUGAGAAAAUUGCGGCAACAGCAGCUUCAGCAGAAGUUCAGGAGAGAGAUGGAGGCCAAGAAGCUGCAACAGAAACAGGAUGAGACGAAAUCCGAGGAGGCAGAGGUUCCUAUUGGACGAGGAUCCAGCGGAGGGUCCUCCGGCGAAGGUGGUGCAGUGUUCAGCGACGGCAACGCGGCUGAAGACAGGAAGCUCAGCAGCAGAGAUGUGUGUUUGACAGAUGAUCCUGAACUCUGGGAUUUCACUCUAGAUUCGAUCGAGGAGCUGGACGUCCCCGCGGGCGGCCCUCCACCCAGAGCCUUCAGGCCCAGCACACCCGGGAGUCACAAGAUGCAGACGCGCAGCAAGACUCCUCAGAGACCCCCGAGCAGACCUUCAGAGGCCCCGUCGUACAGCAGAGGACACGACCAGGCUCAGCACAGAUCCCAGCACCACAACCAGUAUCAGCAGAGACCAGGUGAAGCCUCCAGUCCGUACAGACAAGGACAGUACAUGAAGAAACGCAGACUGGACACUUAAGACGCUGUUCAAUCAGCUCUGUCUAGAAUCCAGCCGAAUGAUUUUUAUUUAUUUUAGUCUGUACAUUUAAAUUCAUAUUACAUUGACUUGCUGCUAUGUAUAAUAUUUGGAGGGAUGUCGAUAAAUGUCUUCUGGUUUUGUGAAAGUAAAAACAAAACCAAAGAAGUGAGCGAGCUACAGUUACGUAGUGAAUCAAAGAAAACUAGUCUUCAUAUUGAGGUUUUCAGUUUGUUUGAAUAAAAUUCUAUCAGAAAACAUUGUUAUUGUUCAAUAAAUAAAUCCAAAUAAUGCAGUACACCUGGUUCAAACUAUUGUUUUUUGUUGACAAAUACCCCAAUGAGCACUUUUAAUUGAUAUUAUUUUUAUUUGUUUUUACAAUUUGUACAAUGUGAAAAACAUACACAGAAAAAACAGACACUGAAUCACAGAAAGUCAGUAAGGAGGGAUCGGAAAUAAGAGUACAACUGCGUCAGUAGCCUUAAACAGUACUGUGUAGAGAGGUCUGUGAUAAUUACUGAUAAUAGCUUAGUAGCACAUGGAUCGUAAGAUUCGUUGUGAACUUGUGCUGUACAGUGGCCAGUUGUGAGAUGGAUGUCGUUUGUAAGAUUAAAACACCAGUGAAGCCGGCAUGCAGAACUCAUACGCUGAUAGUGUGGUACUGAAGUUGUGCCUGUGAUAUUGAUGAAUGGCAACUGAACAGAUCAACACUUGUCGCAGGAAGGCAAAGAAUUAAAAAAAAACAAAAACAUAAACAGUCUCUAAUAUUCCAAUAUCAAAAACAUUGAAGUCGGCAACAACCCUCAUCAGCAUGCAAAUGUUUCCAAUACCCCUCAGUCCCUAUAAAACUUUAAACAUUGCAUAUUCUGCAUUGCAGUAACUUAUUUUUUUCUCUAGAGAAGUUAAACUAUUCAUUCAAUCUACGAGCAGGCGAAAGAGUCACGACGACAGCAUGGCACUCGUGUGAGGUGGUGAGAGAAGUCGAGUCAGCAUGACAGCUUGGAAACCUUUGUACAGCUCACUUGCUGCCUGAACAAGUGCUUCUAUGAACUAGUUUAAUGAUAAAUCCACAAAAACAAAUGUCAGCCAAAUCCAUGUUCACAUGAGCCAAAUAUAAACACACAGCUGAUUGCACAACCAACGCAAACGUAACUGUAGAGAGAAAACAAACGGUUUUCCGCUUUACUCCGUGUGCUCUUUGUUCUGCGCGUGGCGUCUGUUUUCGGCGUCGCAUGCUCUGAACUGGCCGUGUCGGGUGGUGUGUUCUGCGUCGUGUUCGGUUAAAUGGUUUUCUGCGGUACGGUUACAGCUACAGGACUAGAUGAAUCUGGAACUUGUCAUUAGUGAGGAUGCAAGGCACUAAAGUGUUCCUCAUGUUUACAGGUUAGAGUGCAUGUGCAUUUAACGUGGGUCACCACAAGCAUACUCUAGUGACUGAGCAUUAUGUGAAAGCAUUUACCUCACAUUAACAUAUUUACAACAAAAUAGAAAAAAGGAGGAAGGGGGGGCGGGGGGGGGCAGGGCAGUCAUAGAUAGCAGAGCUUAAUAAACUGCAGGAUUAUUCCUGCAUGGUGGGUAGGAUACCAAUAACAACAACAACCCUGCAAUUGCACUUUUUAUAUUCCUUUAACUACAUGUUGUUUAACAACCUUUAAUAGUAAUUACAGUGAAACAACAUCAAAAUCUGAUGGCUGAAUACAGGUCCAUAAAGAACAUUGUUGUUUGUUUUAUUAAAUAUACGCAUACAAAAACAGACCACAGAAGGAGAGAACCCCAGACACUUGUGAUUUGAGAGGUCACAGAUAAAUGUUAUGGGUAGAAAUAUUUUUGAUGCGACAGGACUUCACUGACAACCUGUUCAUCGGUGUAAACGACUGGGAGAAGUGGGACGCUCUCCACAGAGUCUGAAAUCUUCCUCAAAUACUAUGCUAAAAAAUAAAAACUGCUCAAUUUUCAAGAUGAUAUGAGAAGCAGAUUGCGAACUGUCCACAUGUCACAGUUCAGCACAAAGUGAAGUGGUUUCAUGUGUCCAUUUGGGA
Molecule: messenger RNA, 3445 nt
Organism: Stegastes partitus (bicolor damselfish)
Lineage: Eukaryota; Metazoa; Chordata; Actinopteri; Pomacentridae
Gene: rad52
Product: RAD52 homolog, DNA repair protein
Exons: 12
Coding region: 96-1409 (437 amino acids)
Biological process (GO): double-strand break repair via homologous recombination; mitotic recombination; double-strand break repair via single-strand annealing
Cellular component (GO): nucleus
Source: RefSeq, a predicted model, not a curated record